CUAUGGUUUCUCUCUCUGAACUGGGUUCCUUCUUGUUUUUGCUUCUGUAUCUUGCGCUUUAGGAUUGAUGGCGAUCAUAACAGAGGAGCAAGAGCCAGAUUCACCCAAAAGGCAGAAUAUUUCUGAGCCCCCAAAACCUACUUCUAGUUCUAGUCAAAACCCAAAGCCGCAGACUGAAAACCCAUUUGCAUUUUGGUUCUACUUCACUGUCACUGUGUCUCUCAUCACCCUUCUGUUUAGCUUUCAUUCCUCCCUCUCUUCAGAGGACCCAAAAUCGUGGUUUCUUUCACUGCCCGGUUCACUUCGCCAGCAUUACUCAAAUGGUCGCAUCAUUAAGGUUCAAACGGGUCCAAACCAAUCGCCAAUUGAGGUAUUUUUUGUUGAACAUGGUGCUUCAGUAGCAGAGAAUGUUGUUAUUGUACAUGGGUUAGGUUUAAGUUCCUACUCUUAUCGUGAUAUCAUUCGAUCCUUGGGGUCAAAAGGGGUUCGCGUGGUUGCUGUUGAUUUGCCUGGAAAUGGGUUUUCAGACAAAUCAAAAGUAGAGAUUGUGGAAGGAGAGGUAGGGGUUUUAGGGAGGCUUAGACAGGCUUAUGAUUUGAUUCAAGAAAAGGGUGUCUUUUGGGCAUUUGAUCAAAUGGUUGAGACUGGACGGGCACCUUAUGAGGAGAUUGAGUCUCAACUUUUAAAAAGAAAGAGUGUUAAAGUGAUUGAAUUGAGUAGUGAAGAGAUGGGUAAGGUUUUGGGACAAGUAAUUGAGGCACUAGGUUUAGCUUCUGUGCAUUUGGUGUUGCAUGAUUCUGCUUUGAAUAUGGGUGCAAGUUGGAUUUUGGAUAAUUCAAGGUCUGUUAGGAGUGUGACACUUAUUGACACUGGAUUAAGAUCAGCUUUGCCUUUGUGGGCUUUGGAUAUACCUGUGAUUAGAGAGGUCAUUUUGGGGUUCUCAUUUGCCUACUCGAGAUUGAUAGGCAUGUGCUGCACAAAGGAGAUUGGUUUUUCAGAGUUGGAGGCACAUCGAGUACUUUUGAAGGGAAGGGGUGGUAGGAAGGCAGUUGUUGGGAUGGGGAAGAGGCUGAAUUAUAGCUUUGACGUAGCAGAAUGGGGUGCUUUGGAUGGGAUUAAAGAUAUUCCAAUGCAGUUGCUUUGGUCUAGUCAUUGGUCCAAUGAAUGGACUGAAGAGGGGCGAAGGGUGGCUGAGGCACUCCCACAGGCAAAAUUUAUUGCGCAUUCUAGUGGGCGAUGGCCUCAGGGAAAUGCUACUGAUGAACUAGCUGAAACAAUUGCCCAGUUCAUUUCUUCAUUACCAAAAUCAGUCAGACAAGUUGAGGAAGAGCCAAUCCCCGAGCAUAUUCAGAAGAUGUUGGAUGAAGCGAAGGCGACCGACCAUCACCAUGAUCACCAUGAUCACCAUGAUCACCAUCAUCAUGGUAAUGGUGGCCAUGGUCAUCAUGGUAGCCAUGCACAUCCUCAGGGUGGGGGUUAUAUGGAUGCAUAUGGGCUUGGUCAUGGAUGGGGUAGUUGAUCGUUCUCUUUUUAAUGAAUGGCAGUUAAUAUACCCAUGUCUUUUCUGUCUAGUGCUGCUACUGUGAUAUCUACUGCUGCUUGGAGGAUUUUUCAGUGUUGUAACAUUAAAAUCUUUCUUAUUAAGGAAGGAUAUAGAGCUCUGUUUUUCCUUUUUAUUUGUUUCAAAGAAUUAACGCGAGCAGUGGUC
Molecule: messenger RNA, 1708 nt
Organism: Rubroshorea leprosula
Lineage: Eukaryota; Viridiplantae; Streptophyta; Magnoliopsida; Malvales; Dipterocarpaceae
Source: the annotation of a GenBank genome assembly